AUGGCGCGGAAUAAAGUUUUCGUACAGUUAAGCGUUGGAUUGUGUGUGCCGCUUCUUCUUGGUCUGCUCGUGAUACCGUGUGAAGCAAUUGUUGGAGGUAUUCGAUCAGCAACACCUCCGCUCGAUGAUCCGGUUGUGUUCGUGCGAACCGGUGGCCGUGCGGCCCGAGUCGAAGGAUUGAGAAAUCGCGAAACGGGACUCUAUUCGUUUCUGGGCAUUCAUUAUGCAGAAUCGCCUACCGGGCAGAACCGUUUCGCAAGACCCCAGUAUCGGCAUCUGAGUGGAGACAUUAAUGCGACCCGUCAUGGUUCACCCUGUCCACAGCCGAAAUCCGACAAUCCGUACCGAGUGAUUGGACACGAAGAUUGUCUGCUGUUGAACAUUUUCACACCACAAAUGCCGGACGAGACGACGGGAUUGCCGGUGGUGGUGUUUAUUCAUGGUGGAGGCUACCGAUAUGGGUCGGCAUCUCAGUAUGGUGCCGAGCCACUAACCGCUAACGGAGUGAUCUUCGUACCGAUCCAGUAUCGGCUCGGAUCGUUCGGCAUGAUCGGCGAUGGUAGCCGUGACGUGUCCGGUAAUUUGGCACUGCUCGAUAUGGCGACGGCAGUACGAUGGAUAAAGGACUACAUUGGAUGGUUUGGAGGUGAUCCGGCACAGAUCAAGCUGGUCGGACAUGGUUCGGGAGCAUCCGCUGCGAUGGUACUUGCAUCGGCCACUAUGGCACGCAGCUCCGUCACCGGUGUGGUCGCUAUGUCAGGUUCGUCUGUGCAACCGAACUCGUACGACCGAGAACCACAAGCAUCGUACCAGGAAACUACAAUGCGCCAUAGAUGUGCGGCUGGAAAUGAAACCGAGGUGAUGAAGUGUCUGCGCGACAGGACCACCGAGGAGAUCGUGCUGAUGGAUUCGGAGCUACAAACUGAGCGUUUCAGUGGCGAAAAGCUUAUCAACGGAAUGUCUCCACAGGCUGGUGUAAAUCCUGUCGUCGAGGAGAAGGAUGAUGGGCGGGGAUUGUUGGGACUUUUGACAGACAAACCGGAGGCAAUGCUUCUCGCUGGGGACUUUCCCAAAAUCCCACUCCUGAUCGGUGUGACGAAAGAUGAAACGGCAAAUGCGAUCGAUGUGAAAGAGAUUCAGUCUGUGUUUAAGGGACCUACGAAUUUCCUCAAAAAAACGACCUCAUUGAUAGGACUGGAAGGAUUUCUAGAUGUAGAGAAAAGCGUACAGAGCUUAGGCAGCGUCGGGGGCGUUCUUAACCUGGAUAAGUAUCUCGAGAUACCGAGCGGUUGGGAUACGACACAGAUUUUGGGUAAGUUGAUGGAAGCGACAACCGAUGCCGUGUUCAACCUACCCGCCGUAGUGUCCGCCCAGGCAUGGAGCAAAAGCUCGAAAGCUUUCGUGUACAGCUUCGAACACCGUUCGGACAAUACGCGAGGGCGCGAUUUCCUGUCCGGGCUUCCGAUCGUAGCUAAGACGGGCAAAAAUGGAGCUAACGAUGGACUGGUGGCACAUGGCGAUGAGUUGGGCAUUCUGUUCGACACGCACGAUGUCUUCGGCAAUCCGACCAUAUCAGCUGCCCUCAAAUCAACGAAAGACAUUAACGCACGGAAGUCGUUUGCUUCGUUUAUUGCGAAGUUUGCGUACCUUAACAUGAGCAGCAUGCAUCAGGACAACGUGUUCAAAAGCUUCUCCAGCAAGGGUACACCGUUCGUGAAGGUCGGCGAACAAGUUUCUGUGGGUAAUGACUUCAGAUUUUGUCAACUAUCCAUCUUUGGGGCACAGCUGGAGGCACUGAAAUCAAUUUCCUGCUCGUUCCUGGGCGAAGGGCUUGGCUCCGUCAACAAAGUGGUCGGCAAUGUAGUACCCAUUAACAAAGUGUCCGGAUUACUGUUCGGAGGAUAGUCAUUUCGAGAGACACAAACGCAACGUUUAUCGUACGUAAGGAGAAGAAGCCGAAACCAAACGACGAUAGUGACCGUUUUUAUGAUGUACAUCCUUUAAGACGCCAGAACGGAACGGAAUACGUUUCGGGUUUCCUUCCGGUGGCAAUCCUAACUUACUGCUCUCCCCGUUCCGAUGUUGGACGGUCGCGUAAUAAAGUGUACUUGUGUGGUACAUAAAACUGCA
Molecule: messenger RNA, 2130 nt
Organism: Anopheles funestus (African malaria mosquito)
Lineage: Eukaryota; Metazoa; Arthropoda; Insecta; Diptera; Culicidae
Product: carboxylesterase 5A
Exons: 3
Coding region: 1-1905 (634 amino acids)
Source: RefSeq, a predicted model, not a curated record